GCAUGAGCAUCAAUGGCAAAGUGGAGGAGGGUUCAAUGGAGAUCGACACGACCAAUAACAUGGAGAGAUUCAGCACGGGCAGCGGGGCGGACGAGGCCGUGGAGGUCCACGACUUUGAGAUUGGGAUCACAGGGAUUCGUUUUUCAGGAGGAGAGAAGUGCUACAUCAAGACCCAGGUGAAGGCUCGUCUGCCUGACGUGGAGGCUCUCAACAAGGACUCCAUGACAUUCGAUCUGGUGGGUUGGUCCGGUCCGUCUUUCUGUCCUGAGGAAGUGUGUUUUCUCCAUGUGUGAUCACCAAUGGCCGGUUUCCACUGCAGGAACCUGAGAACCUUUUUACCAUUAGGAUGUUUUGGCAUCUAAUUAAUUUGCUCUACUGUUGUAGUCGUCCUGAUUGUGAUGUGACGACACAUCUGCGUGACCAGUCAUUGUCGCCAGAGGGUGAAAGUACCAGGAUUCAACAUUCCCUCGUGAAACGUUCCCAUAUUUAAG
Molecule: messenger RNA, 491 nt
Organism: Seriola dumerili (greater amberjack)
Lineage: Eukaryota; Metazoa; Chordata; Actinopteri; Carangiformes; Carangidae
Product: leukocyte cell-derived chemotaxin 1-like
Exons: 2
Coding region: 3-293 (96 amino acids)
Biological process (GO): negative regulation of angiogenesis; negative regulation of endothelial cell proliferation
Source: RefSeq, a predicted model, not a curated record